Molecule: messenger RNA, 1434 nt
Organism: Drosophila virilis
Lineage: Eukaryota; Metazoa; Arthropoda; Insecta; Diptera; Drosophilidae
Source: RefSeq, a predicted model, not a curated record
CUUAGGUAAAUCACAGCAGGGAGCCACACGCAGACCAAGCGCAGUGUCCGUGUCAGUUUCAGGGCAAAUAUGCCAGGCGCAGGCAAAUAAGCAACGUUAGCUGUCAGUCGCUAGUCGCCCCAUGGCUAAUAUUUGAUUAUGCAGCAUUUUAUGUGCGUGUCACAAAUCCGAGGACAACAGCAUCAUCGGACAGACAAACGCGUUGCGCUAUUUGCUUGCACUAGAAACAAGUCCUCGGUUUGGCUUGACAACAAGCUCAUAUGUGGGCGUCGUUCGAUUAAUUUUAGACUAUGAGCCAUCAAAUGAAAUGCUACAUUUAAUAUUCACAUUCUCUUUUAUGACUGUGGCCAAAAUCUCUUAACAGAAACGACGCACAGCAAAUGCAAACACAGUUUUUUUUUUUUUUUAGGCAUUUGGAAAAAUAUAGCCCAAAUAUUUGAACAACAAUGUGAACACGCAAUUCGACCUUGAUGGGGUAUUAAAUUUGACUGAAAGUCGUUUUGCAGUCUCCUUAUUCGCAUUAAAUUGCAAAAACUUUAACUAUAUAUAAUUAUUUUAAUUUUAACUAAUUGGGUAUAUUAAUUAAAGUGCUUGGAAGGUAUCUGUUGCCCUUGUGUACUUUUAGUUUAAAGUAUUUGAAAAGCAAAAUUAGUAUAAAGUUAUUCUAUGAAUGUCCUGCCCAGGCUGUGACUAAAGUAAAUUUUGAUUAUUUAUGUGCAAUUCUUUUCUAUAGAUAGAUAUUUUGAUAUUUAGCAUAUCUAAGAGUAUUGAUUCCAAACCACGUGAAAGACACAACUUUUUUGUUCGCGCAUAGUGGAAGAAACAAUGAAGUAGGCAAAACAAAAGAAUAUAAAAAUAUUAUUAUCAAAUACAUCUGUGCAAAUUUGCAAAAAACUUUGUAUAGUUUGCGAAUUUCUAUAAAAGCAGAAGUAUUGGCCAUAGUUUAUGAAAAGUUUCGGGCUGUCAACGUUUGCAAAUAAAUAAUAAAAUGAGAAUCUUUGCAAUAUUAUUGGGCUGUGCCGUAUUCGUGCUUUGCAUGAUCAAGGAUAGCGAGGCGGUCGUCUGUACAUCGCCUGGUGUGCCGACCGACUGUGUUGAUUGCACGGAUGAGCUGAACGCCGAUGACGCAGAAUGCCUGGCCAUCACAACAGACACAACGGAGGCGACAGCAGCAGGAUCAGCGACAACAACAACGACAACAGCAACAACAACAGCUGCAACAGCCACAACAGUGCGCAGCAGACGCAAGCCCAGGCGAAAGGUUGUCAGAUUGACCAAUUUGCAGUACACGAAUGUCCGUCGGAUCAGGGUUAAUCGCAAUCGAGCACCUGCCGCGUCCUUCAAGAAGCGUCAAAAUAAAGCGCGUGUUGUGGUUGUGGGCUAAGGCCAAUAAAUAACUUGUUGCUGUUCAAUAAAAAUGCCAUAUUCAGAAAA